Cannabis sativa is the source of this 549-nucleotide messenger RNA. RefSeq lists its product as uncharacterized. The record is from RefSeq and is a predicted model, not a curated record. Bases 1 to 549 code for a protein of 182 amino acids. NCBI's taxonomy places the organism in Eukaryota, Viridiplantae, Streptophyta, Magnoliopsida, Rosales, Cannabaceae. The transcript is spliced from 2 exons.
AUGCAAGAGAAGUUCCUGGCCGAGAUUCCUUAUGAGGAUCUUGUUACGCGAUCUGCCGAACUGGCCGCGCAGUCGAUGGCUCUGUUCAUAAAAGCUGCUGCUACUCCUUCGAAGGAAGCCGACUCGAUGAAGAGGCAAAACGCUCAUUUUCAGGAGAACAUAAAAAAGCUGAAGCAAGAAGUGGCAAGGAUGGAGAAAGAGCUCGAGGAACUCGGCAAGGCCAAGGAGAAGGAGCUCGAAGAACUCGGCAAGGCGAAGGAACAGGCGGAGCUUGAGGUCAAGAAAUCGCAGGCGACGAUCGUGGAGAUGGCCUGCGAUUUGGAGACUGAGAAAGAGAAUGGGAAGAAGCAGUAUGAUCAAAGCGGCGAAGCCGCUGAGAUGGCUGAGGCUUUUCGUGCCAUGUCGCCUACUCAGACUCAAGGUGGGGGAGGGAACCUUCUUGGCGAGGUCGAGGGCGCACAAGCUGAAGAAGUCGAGAACGAGGUCAUCAGCAAAGUCAUGGAUGAGACUGCUCUGGAUGAGACUACUCCUGCUGCUCCAGAUGCUUAG